GCCCCGCGGCGCGCUGGCGGACAGUCCGCGCGAGGGCCGGGCCGGGCCGGCGCCCCUCAGCCUCGCGUCCCUCGCGUCGUCCCGGACUCCGGGGGAUGCCCCCGGCCGGGCUGCCCUCAUGGCCGCCGACGUCUUCACGUGCUCCCCUCGUCGGCCCCGCAGCCGGGUCCGCUCUGUGCUGCUUAAGCCUCAGGUGCCCGAGGACGACGACGACUCGGACACGGAUGAACCGUCUCCACCGCCCACCUCCGGCUCGGCCACCUCGGCCCGGGCCCACGCGAAUGCUACGGUGUUGCCGUCCCGGGCCGGGCCGGGCCGCGAGGAGCCUCCGCGCCGCCAGCAGAUAAUCCACAGUGGCCACUUCAUGGUGUCGUCGCCGCACCGAGAGCACCCGCCCAAGAAGGGCUACGAUUUCGACACGGUCAACAAGCAGACGUGCCAGACCUACAGCUUCGGCAAGACCAGCUCCUGCCACCUGUCCAUCGACGCCUCGCUCACCAAGCUCUUCGAGUGCAUGACCCUGGCCUACAGUGGGAAGUUGGUGUCUCCAAAGUGGAAGAAUUUCAAAGGCCUGAAGCUUCAGUGGAGAGACAAGAUCCGGCUCAAUAACGCCAUCUGGCGGGCGUGGUACAUGCAGUAUUUGGAGAAGCGCAAGAAUCCCGUGUGCCACUUUGUCACCCCACUAGAUGGCUCUGUCGAUGUAGAUGAGCACCGCCGGCCAGAGGCCAUCACCACAGAGGGGAAGUACUGGAAAAGCCGCAUUGAAAUCGUGAUCCGGGAGUAUCACAAGUGGAGAACCUACUUCAAGAAAAGGUUACAGCAGCACAAGGAUGAGGACCUCUCUAGUCUGGCUCAGGAUGAUGACAUGCUUUACUGGCACAAACAUGGUGAUGGUUGGAAGACCCCAGUCCCCAUGGAGGAGGAGCCACUUCUGGACACAGACAUGCUCAUGUCAGAAUUCAGCGACACCCUCUUUUCCACUCUUUCUUCACAUCAGCCAGUGGCCUGGCCCAACCCACGGGAGAUAGCACAUCUGGGAAAUGCAGACAUGAUCCAGCCAGGGCUGAUUCCAUUACAGCCCAACCUGGACUUCAUGGACACCUUUGAACCUUUUCAGGACCUCUUCUCUUCCAGCCGCUCCAUUUUUGGCUCUGUGCUGCCAGCACCUGCCUCAGCAUCUGCACCAGAUCCCAGCAACCCACCUGCUCAGGGGAGUAUCCUGUCAACUACUGCUCUGCCCACUGUGAGCCUCCCUGACAGCCUCAUGGCACCCUCUUCAGCCCCUUCCCUGGACCCCACAGAUGGGCAGGGCUGUGAACGUGCUUCCCAUACUGGAGACCCCUUUAUUCAACCUACCGACUUUGGUCCCUCUGAGUCAUCACUGAGCGUCCCACAGCCCUUCCUCCCUGUCAUCACCAUGCCCUUACUCUCUCCCAGCCCUGCCCCAGCACCAAUUCCAUCUGCAUUACCCUUAGUUUCUCCUCCUGCCACUGCCCCAAACCCCUCAAGUCCACCUGCCUUCCUGCAACCACAGAAGUUCUCUGGAGUGAGCAAAUCGCCCCCUGUCAUCACCCACACGGCUUCUGCCACCCUUACUCAUGACGCCUCUGCCACCACCUUCAGCCAGAGCCAGGGUCUUGUGAUCACAGCCCACCAGCCCACCUCCUCAGCAUCCCCCUGUAGCCUGGCACUGUCACCUGUACCCCGGCUACCCACUGUUAGGUCUCCCCAUCCUCGUUUAGCUUUUGUGCACCCCAAACCUGUGUCCUUAACUGGAGGGCGUCCCAAGCAGCCCCCUAAAAUAGUGCCUGCUCCCAAACCAGAGCCUGUGUCCUUGGUGUUGAAGAAUGCUUGCCUUGCCCCAGCUGCCUUUUCAGGCCAGCCACAAACAGUGAUCAUGACAUCAGGCCCUCUGAAGAGAGAGAGAAUGCUGGCAUCUACUGUGUCCCAAUCCAGUGUGGUCAUCGCACCUGCUGCCAUUGCCAGGGCUUCUGGAGUCACAGAGUUCCACAGCAGCAUCCUGGUGACAGACCUCAGCCACAGCACUAGCAGUCAGCCCACCCCUGUCUCCCGGCUCUUCUCUCCAAGCACAGUACAAGAUUCCCUGGUAAAGGAUGAGCAGGUCGCGCUACAUGGAGGCAGUCCCCAGGUCCCUGCCACAGGGUCCAGACAUCUGGGAAAUGCAGACAUGGUUCAGCCAGGGCUGAUUCCAUUACAGCCCAACCUGGACUUCAUGGACACCUUUGAACCUUUCCAGGACCUCUUCUCUUCCAGCCGCUCCAUUUUUGGCUCUGUGCUGCCAGCACCUGCCUCAGCAUCUGCACCAGAUCCCAGCAACCCACCUGCUCAGGGUCCUGGUGUCACAGAGUUCCACAGCAGCAUCCUGGUGACAGACCUCAGUCACAGCACUAGCAGCCAGCCCACCCCUGUCUCCCGGCUCUUCUCUCCAAGCACAGUACAAGAUUCCCUGGUGAAGGGUGAGCAGGUCCCGCUACAUGGAGGCAGUCCCCAGGUCCCUCCCGCAGGGUCCAGUCGAGACUGCCCAAACUCAGGGCAGGCCUCUCCAUGUGCAUCAGAACAAAGCCCCAAUCCUCAGUCUCCCCAGAACAACUGCUCAGGGAAAUCUGUAGACCCCAAAAAUGUGUCUGCGUUAAAGAACCGGCAGAUGAAGCACAUCUCAGCAGAACAGAAAAGGCGCUUCAACAUCAAGAUGGGCUUUGACACCCUGAAUAGCUUGAUCUCCAAUAAUUCCAAGCCAACCAGCCACGCCAUCACACUGCAGAAGACCAUGGAGUACAUCACCAAGCUGCAGCAGGAGCGGAGCCAGAUGCAAGAGGAGGCCCGUCGACUUCGGGAUGAGAUUGAGGACCUCAAUGCCACUAUCCUCUCCUGCCAGCAGCUGCUCCCCGCUACGGGAGUCCCUGUCACCCGGCUCCAGUCUGAUCACAUGAGAGACAUGUUUGAUGAAUAUGUGAAAAGCCGGACCCUGCAGAAUUGGAAGUUCUGGAUUUUCAGCAUUAUCAUCAAGCCGCUGUUUGAGUCCUUCAAGGGAAUGGUGUCCACCAGCAGCCUGGAGGAGCUGCAUAGGACAGCAAUGUCCUGGCUGGACCAACACUGCUCUCUGCCCAUCCUCAGACCAAUGGUGCUGAGCACCCUCCGGCAGCUGAGUACCACCACCUCCAUCCUGACAGACCCAUCCAAGCUGCCAGAGCAGGCAUCAGAGGCUGUCACCAGGAUUGGCAAGAGAUCUGAGGAUUCCUAAGCUUAGCUGGCAUGUAACCACAUGAUAUGUCUGGAGACCCCUCCCUGCCUUUCCUGAGGCACAGUCUUGGGCCGCCCUCCACUCUGCAGGCCCCUGCGCCUAUCAGGAUUCCACGCUCAGGUCUGAAGCAGGUUUUGGGCCUGCCCACAGCAAUAGCCCAUCUUGGGAACCCCUUGCUGUGACCUCUCACUCAGUGACCUCAAUCACCAGACAAAGGGAAACAUCGACUGUUCUGGUCCUAUACUGCCACCAGCCCCAGGCCGCGAGUGGAGCAUAUGGGAUAAUACACCUGCUUCUGCAGGUGGGAACAUCCAGGGUCCCUCUGAUGAGUUCAUCUUGAGACUUAAAGACUUGUCCCCAUCACAUGCUUGUCCACUUGUACUCCUUUGGUGACUACUGCACACUCUCUGGCCUGCUGAGGGGCAGGUAGAGGCCUCUUCUUCCUGUGACCUUGACCACACUUGGCCCUUGUGGAUGGAUCUGGGUACCAUUCUGGUUUUCGCAUGGAGGGCUGCCUUCUUCCCCCUGCAUGGUCUGCAGGGGUGUGCCUUCUCCAUAGUCCCUGGAGCACAAGUGCAAAACAGCGGGUAUGGAGGCCCAUGGGGCAGAGUGGAUAUACAAACAAUGCAUAGCUGUUCUUGUGACUUGGAAACCCUCUGGCAUGUUUUAGUCCUACCUGGCAUUGCAGGUGCCACAGCAUUCCAGGGCCUCCUCAGUGUCUCCUUACAGGUCCUUCUGCUCGUUCUCCACCCACCAUCACGCUGCAACUGUGGAAGAGGCAGACACACUCCAUGGACAGUCUCACCCUUGGUUCCAGAAUCUGGAGGGUCACACUCCACACUGCUGCUGUUAGCCCAGUCAUCUUGUCUGAUGUCAUUCAGUUUAGGAGCUCCAAACCAGGGCAGUUCUCUGACCAAAGAUGUCACCAUGCUCAUUCUGUCCCUUCUUGUGAUUGGAGGAAAAAACUGAAGGCUGACUGGCAGGAAGCUGAGGGGUCAACCCUCAGAGUGUCUCCAGUCAUCUCCAGGACAGACAGAGAGGGUCUGCACUCAGAUUUAGUCCAGUGAAAGCAUGACUAGAAGGCAGCAGACCUCCAAAGGUGACACAGUUGGAAGGGACUGAGAAGGGAUGGAGGGAAGCCCACUUGGUCUUUACCCUUCUUUCUGCUGCCUCUGUGAGUAGCCACAGGUGGCAGGGCACUCUCCAGCACUCAGGGAGCCCAGCCAAGGGCAUCUCCUCCUGGAAAGAAUGUGCUUUUCUGUCCUGCUGUGAUGUCAGAGCAGCCAGCAGGCCUUCUGUUAGACCCUGCCUACCUGCCUCACCUCACCUCACCUCACCUCACCUUUUUGCUCACCUGCCUGCAGUGUCUCCUGUAGUUCUGAUCCAUUUGGGAGCUCCCACUGGUUACUGGAGCCAGGGAACUGGGGCUCGGGCAGAAAGCUCAUCUCUGCCUUAAUAGAUGGAAGACAGAGAAAGUGGGGGACACUGACCAUGCCACCAUCUCUGCUGUGGGCCCCUGAACAGCGCCUGCUCCCUUGUCUGCCUCUACCAUAUAUAAGAACAGCUUGGUGGCACCCCUCAGCCACCCCCAAAAACAUGUUUACAGGUUGAGGGGUGAACAUAAGGCAUGUGGACUGGUACUGGUAGUUUCUACUGGGAAAUGUAACAGGAUAUUCCUUACCCCCAGGACAAACAUGAAGUCUCCCUUCAGAAGGUGAAGGCCACUGUGGUAAGAGUUCCACAAGGGUCAGAAGGAAAAGGAAAAACCAAAUGCUGCUGUGAGGGCCUUGUGGAGACCCCAGCCCAGCCCCUUCCCACUCCUGUGCCUUGUAACACACAGGUGACGCUGUGGCCGGCCAGGACUCCUUAUCAGUAGCUUUCUCCCCUCUUUGCCUGGGAGUAACUUUUUUAAAAAACAAAACAAAACUCCAUGGGAUUUAAAAUUGGUCUCUUGCUUCUUUGGCCUACCUCGCCCUCUUGCUGAAUUAAUUUCACUUUUUUUUCUUUUCUUUUCUUUUUUUCCUCAGCUAUUUAAGGUUGUUAGGUUGUGUGAGACUGGAAGAGGUAGGUGUGUGUGUCCGUGUUGUGGCUGACUUUACUAGAUGUGUGUUUUUGUUUCUGAGACUGACUUCAGUUCAUUUUUCUUGGUGCUCACGAUUGCCAUGGCUGUAAGGCCACAAUGCUGUAUCUGCUCCAGGCAUGAUUAUUUCUUGCCCUGAUAGUUUUCUUGUUUUGAAAUCUUGCCUGAUGAAUCUGGUCAGACAGAGUGGCCUGGCCUUGACCUCUGUCCUAUAAUCAUAGGCCAGCAUUUGGGAGUGCUACGGCCACUCUGUCACCAGACCCUGAGGCUGGGGUUUGUUUACAUUCAACUGUACCCCCAUCUUGUCUCCACUCCCAUUCAAGAAACUUUAAAAUGCUGACACUUUGGAGAGUAAGAAAAUCAGUCUGAGAAGAUAAAACCAAAAGGCCAGCUGCGUGUAUAUCUCUAAGUGUUUCUGUGAAAUCUGCCCGAGCCAUCAGGGCUCUGCAUGUUGCUCGUUCUCUCACUAUGAGUGAGACAUGAGCAAGAUGGCUGUGGCCCAGGGGCUUUCUGAAUUGACUGCAGGUUACACACAGGCUGACCAUGGCAUGAGGGAAGUGGUGCAGCCUCAGGAGUUAGUGUUGACGACAUACUGGGCCUUGUGGAGGAGGCUGGAGAGCAGUGGAGCCAGGCAUUGCCUGUGGCCACUCACAGGGCAGGGGCCAGUGGUCAGUCAGAACACAUGCUCUUGGGACCCGACCUGCCCUUCUGUGAAACUUAGUCCUGGAGGUUUCUGUGCUCUAGCAAGAGUGAUGUCCACUUGGAUUCUUUGAGAACAUGGCACCCAGGCCCCCGACAACGCAAGCUCCCUCACCUCCCUGCUGCCCGGCCCGAAUAGUGAACAAAUGCAGUGGUAGGUGGCACCAGGCCUGCCUGUGACCAGCACCCUACCUAAGGGUAUAUGGGGUGCUAGGGGACCUGGCCUCCCACUGGCUUACCUGGCUUCGCUCAAGGCUCAGGUCCUUUUCCCCCCUGGCUCCAACCUGGGCAGGCUUGGAGCAUCCCCUCUUGUCACCCCUAACCCCUCUCAAAAGUUCCUUUCCCUUGGAGCUCACCUGGCUCAACUUUCUCUGUCCCUCUACAUGGGACCUCUCCCUCUUUGGAAAGAAAUAUUUGGGGGAGCUGUCAUAUGGGCAGCCGCCAAGGACACCUGUGCAGCAGAGGGAUGUGAUUUUGGGCUCAGUCCCUAUGAGGACUUUUACCACACCUGGACAGUUGUGGGUUUUGGGUUUUUUUUUUUUUUCCCUAUACUG
Molecule: messenger RNA, 6595 nt
Organism: Castor canadensis (American beaver)
Lineage: Eukaryota; Metazoa; Chordata; Mammalia; Rodentia; Castoridae
Gene: Mlxip
Product: MLX interacting protein
Biological process (GO): regulation of transcription by RNA polymerase II
Cellular component (GO): nucleus
Molecular function (GO): protein dimerization activity; DNA-binding transcription factor activity, RNA polymerase II-specific; RNA polymerase II cis-regulatory region sequence-specific DNA binding
Source: RefSeq, a predicted model, not a curated record